GAUAUCCUGCCUCUUUCCCCUGGCGAACCGUCGUUGGGCCGGUUUGGCAAAAUGAAGCUAAACAUCUCGUUUCCUGCUACUGGCUGCCAGAAGCUGAUUGAAGUCGACGAUGAGCGAAAGCUGCGCAUCUUUUACGAGAAGCGAAUGGCCACGGAGGUGUCUGCUGACUCUCUGGGUGAUGAGUGGAAGGGCUACGUGGUGCGCAUCAGUGGGGGCAAUGACAAACAGGGCUUCCCCAUGAAGCAGGGCGUUCUGACCCACGGCCGUGUGCGUCUGCUGCUCAGCAAGGGUCACUCCUGCUACCGUCCCCGCAGGACCGGCGAGCGCAAAAGGAAAUCUGUCCGUGGCUGCAUUGUUGACGCCAACCUCAGCGUCCUCAAUUUGGUCAUCGUCAAGAAAGGUGAGAAGGACAUUCCUGGGCUGACCGACAGCACUGUCCCCCGACGCCUCGGGCCCAAGAGGGCCAGCAAGAUCCGCAAGCUUUUCAACCUGUCCAAGGAGGAUGAUGUGAGGCAGUAUGUUGUGAGGAGGCCCCUGAAUAAAGAAGGCAAGAAGCCCAGAACCAAGGCUCCCAAGAUCCAGAGACUGGUGACCCCUCGUGUGCUGCAGCACAAGCGCCGCCGCAUCGCUCUGAAGAGACGUCGCACCCAGAAGAACAAGGAGCAGGCCUCGGAGUACGCCAAGCUGCUCGCAAAGAGGAUGAAGGAGGCCAAGGAGAAGCGCCAGGAACAGAUCGCCAAGAGGCGCCGCCUUUCUUCCCUGAGGGCGUCCGCAUCCAAGUCAGAGUCCAGCCAGAAGUGAAAUCCACAACUAAAAUAAAGUCAUGUUUUGCUGAAAAACUA
Messenger RNA from Nematolebias whitei (Rio pearlfish), 842 nucleotides. RefSeq names its product ribosomal protein S6 (gene rps6). The record is from RefSeq and is a predicted model, not a curated record. The coding region runs from base 52 to 801 and encodes 249 amino acids. Gene Ontology annotation, cellular component: ribosome. Gene Ontology annotation, biological process: translation. The transcript has 6 exons. Gene Ontology annotation, molecular function: structural constituent of ribosome. NCBI's taxonomy places the organism in Eukaryota, Metazoa, Chordata, Actinopteri, Cyprinodontiformes, Rivulidae.